AUGGGCGACAUCAAUGUAGUCUCUACACUGGGCGCGAUUCUCGUUGGAUGCCUUUUGUGUGUAGCUUUGUCCGCACUUGUCUUUCUUCAGACUAUCAUUUAUUUUUAUAUCUACCGCCAGGAUCUGUGGAGAAUCCAGCUCAUCGUCGGAACCGUAUGGGCUCUCGAUGCGACUCACGUUGCGCUGACUUGCACGGCGACAUGGACAUAUCUCGUUUUGAACUUUGGUAACGAAGACAUUACAGAUUUUAUCCCUAUUACGUCCUCAAUAGUCUAUGAGAACUCUUCAGCAUGCGUUCACACUAGUCAGCAGUUAGGCAUCGCAUUCACGGGUCUGGUUGGGUUCAUUGUACAAGCGUUUUUCACUCACAGAGUUUUCCGAUUGAGCAAUAACCGUGUGUUGGCAUCCAUAUUGAUUGUCAUGACAGUGGUCCGACUGGGUGCGGCUUUAGUCACGACAAUCGAGAUGAUGCGACUGAAGAGCUUCGGCGUUUUACUCGAUCAAUUCGCUUGGUCUAUCUCGCUCGGCCUUGCGCUUUCUUCCGCACUCGACCUCUUACUAUCCGCAAGCCUCUCCUUCUACCUACGCAGCAAUAAGACCGGUUUUGGCACCCAAAUGGACAGGAUUGUCAGCGCCAUCAUAUUGUAUACGAUCAAUACCGGGAUGCUCACUUCGAUGAUGACCGUCUCAACCUUGAUUUGUUGGUUGGUCAUCCCUAACAACUGCGCGUUCCUGGCAAUGCAUUUCGCCGUCAGCAAACUCCACGCCAACUCCUUGCUCACCACUCUCAACACGCGCAAAGUGCUCCAGGAGUACUCGAAGCCACGCUUCGAAGUCGGGACUCACCAGCUGGACACGCUCCCGCGGCGACCGUCCGUUUUGGUGUUCAGGAAGCCAGUCAAAGGCGAGCACUACUCCCUGGAUACGGGGCCAUCGAAAGCUGUGGAACGUGACGGCACGUGCGAGGAACGAGAUACCAUGGACAAUCGGCCUUCUGUCGAAGACAAGGUUGCGGCGCUAUGAUACGCACCCGGACAGGCACAACGCUCGGACAUGUACAAUACUUUUCUGGACUAUCACUUGUACAUAGAUUUCCCACCGAUCAUACUAUUCACCGCAGUGGACACGCGGUAC
Messenger RNA from Heterobasidion irregulare TC 32-1, 1134 nucleotides. RefSeq names its product lep6-lignin expressed protein 6 (gene lep6). The record is from RefSeq and is a predicted model, not a curated record. Lineage: Eukaryota; Fungi; Basidiomycota; Agaricomycetes; Russulales; Bondarzewiaceae. The transcript is spliced from 20 exons. The coding region runs from base 1 to 1023 and encodes 340 amino acids.